AGGCUCAAGAGGAAGACAUGUUGAGCGUUCGCUCAAACGGACCUAUCACGAGGGCUCGAGCCAAAGCUAUUGCUCAAGCCACUUCGAGCAUUGUCGCUAAGGCCUUUGCAAGGAAUGGAGCGUCCUCAAUUUCCACACCCACCUUCAAGAUUUUAUCAUUGUCUACUUGGCGUGAAGAGACUUCCUAAAACUUAAAGUCUCAUCUUUGGGUUUAUAUUGCUAUUUGUUUUUAUUUUUAUUUGCUUGUAUUUAUUUACCUUGUUUCCUUUUAAUAGAAAUCUAGGUUUAGGUUCCCAUAGAUAUGGGAUACUAGUUUUGUUGGCCACACGUUGAAUUUGAGAACAAAGGGAUUUGAGAGAGUUUUGGACUCCUCCCUUGCCUUCGACGCCGCCUCACUUUAUUCCUCAUUUGUGCCGAUCCUAUUACCAAACAAUUUCAUUCCUUUAAUCUUCGUUCUUGUUUGGAGUUUAUAUCCAUCAUCAUUAAUUGCUUUUGUCCCAUUUUCCUUUACAAGUGAUUGAUCUUUAAAUUGCCGAAUUGAAAACAAAAAUGGGGAUCGGGUUAUCAAAUUAAUGGAGUUUGAUCACUUUUUUCCGACGUCAUCUUUGGUACAUCUUCUUCCUUGUAAGUUAGUGGGGCUGUCCCCAUUUCCGUCCUUAAUUUAGUGGAGACCGUAGGCCUCACAUCUACCAACGUCAUUGGUUAAUUAAGUGGGAUUGUAUCCACUUCAUCUACGGCAACAAUCUUUAAAUUUCCAAAUUGAGAAUUAGAGUGGCUGUCCCCAUUUCCAUCCUUAAUUUAGUGGAGACCGUAGGCCUCACAUCUACCAACGUCCUUAGUUAUUUAAGUGGGAUUGUGUCCACUUCAUCUACGGCAACAAUCUUCAAAUUUCCAAAUUGAGAACUAGUGGGGGUGUCCCCAUUUUGUCUUUAAUUGUGUUUGAUAUUCAUAACCAAAAAAGAUUUAGGAAUUGAGCUACCUCCUUUCCAAGGCCGAGAAUGUGACUUCCUUCCCCACUUUUCAAGGCUGCCUUAGGCGUCAACAAGGGAAGCUUCAGCACACGUCCUAUCUAGAUCUGAUUCAAGCAAGCCUUUCAAGAGGCUAACGCAUCAAUUUUGUAUCAGCUUCCAGGGGUACGACGUGUUGUUCAUCAUUCUCUUGUUUCAAUUUCUCUCAUUAUAUUUCUAACCCUCACAUAUGUUUCCUUUCUUUAUUUUUUCAUAGCUGUCCCGCUAUUCCAACCGCAACUAAAAAAAAAAACAGCCCUUAAGUUUGGACAUAGUUCACACCCAGAAUGUUAUAUUUUGUGGUCGCCUUAUUUCUUUGUAUGCAAUAGUACUAUCUUGCUUUAUCAUAUUAUUUAGCAUAUUGACCCUAUGAUUAUUUUGCUGCAUAAUAUAUCUUGCAUGAAUAUAAGUUUGCGAUUAUUGUGACAAGCCUACAAUCAUCUACAAAAAUUUGAGCAAGGUUGCAUUCCACGAAUACACUAAAAUUUGUGUUGUUACCUUGUUCUCUUGUUUGUUACCAUCAUAACUACCGUUAAAAUUUGAGCAAGGUUACAUUUCACGAAUACACUAAAAUUUGUGCUGUUACCUUGUUUUCUUACUUCUCACUAUCAUUAGUGCAGUUGAAAAUUAAAAAAAAAAUCGAUCACAAAGAUCGAAGACAUUGGCAUACAUCCAUUUCAUGUAACACAAUUAAUCGACGACUUUAUUGUGUAUUGAUUAUUUGCUUUGAUUUAAUCAAUGGAAAAAUAUUGCAUCGUUAAUUUGGCUUGAAUAAGUUAUUGCAUACAAGUUCACUUCUUUCCUUCACCUCCCUCACGGAUUACUUUACGUAGAUACCGGGAGAUUUUGUUACUUAGAGUGUGUUGGACUGCAUUUUGAACUUCUUGUAGUUGCUGCUAUUUUGUUGUUAUUAACCUCUUGCUAUGUCUGUGCAUGAGGAGGAACUUGACGUGCAAGCGGCUGAAUUGUUGGCGAUGAAGGAACGCCUUAACAAGUCCGAGGCUGAGCGCAUUGUUCUGGCCGAACGGUUGGCCACUACGGAGCAUCAACUAGCUCACGUAACACGAAUUAUGGGGGCUCAACAUGGGCCUAUUGGGGUGCCCCCUUCCUUAGUUCCAGACACUCCAUUAGCCGCUAGUGUCGGACAACAAGUUCUUCAACACUCCCGGCAUGAUAGGAGUAAAGGACUAGUGUCAUCAUCACACCAACAACAUGUUCAUCACAAGCAGCCCAACAGACUGCAGUUGGUCAUUGAGAGACCUAAUAUCGAUAACAUUGAUGAUCGAUGGCAACCAAGAUCAAACUCUAGAGACCUCGAAGACAAUGGUCAUUACUCAGACCAUGCGGACACCCUUAGAGGCGACCACCUAUCACUUGAUCGACACAGGUAUGAUCACUCUAACCCUGAUACUCAUUACUAUGGACAUCACUCCGUCCGCACCAACAAUGCAAGACCUACCACACGGCCUGAUAGAGGCCAUACGCAGCUUGCUCCCCAAGCUCCUUUUAGACCUUAUUCUCCAUUUACUUUUGGUGAAUAUGAUAAGGAGGAUAUGCACUUAGCUGGCGAGGUAAUGUUAAUGCUAAUGCUUAUGAUGAAUAUGAGAAUGUGCAACCUAGGCAUAGGAGAGGCCACAAUGGAGUUCGUGGGAAUGCAAAUAACCAACAUGGUGACCGCGGCUUUAAGGAGAGACGCCAAGUUCAACCCAAUCAUAACUCUAGACACGAUAUCAAGGUAAAGAUUGAAAACUUUAUUAGUGAAUAUGAUGCGGCUAUCUUUUUGGAUUGGUUGCAGGCAACGGAACAUGCACUUCAACAUUGCCACUAUUCCGAAGAGGAAAAGGUGAAAAUUGCCACUUUGCACUUCCAAGGAGCCGCAAGGUCAUGGUGGCCUAGAGAUGUGGCCAAUAGAGCUCGCAUGGGACGUGAGCCUAUUCGACAAUGGCACCAACUUGUCUUCAUCAUGACUCAAAAAUAUGUGCCUCCGGAAUAUAAAAAUGAGAUGAGAUUGAAGAUAGCCUUAGCUCGGCAAGGAACUCAAACACCUCUUGAGUUCUUUGCACAACUAGAAGACCUGUAUUUCAAGGCUGGCAUGAGUGUCACUCUGGCCACCGUUCGGACCAAAUUUCUCCAUGGUCUUCCUGUUGAUUUGAGGGAAGAAAUUGAUGUGCUACCCAUCAAGGACUUAACUGCGCUCGCACACGCCGCUCAAAAGGUUCACUUUAAACUUGUGCGCAAGAAGGUCUAUCCUUGGCUCUCGGCUUCUUCAGUAAAAAGGUAUAAUUCUAACCCUAGUCCUAAGUUUCCUACUAAUUCUAAUGCUAAUGUGCAGCCUAGGUCUCAAGCUCCUAUCUCUGGCUGGCCUACACGCCCCAUUGAGACUCCUAAACUGGCUGCAGCCCCUUCUCAACUUUCAUAUGCCACCCGUCAAGACAAGACAAGUGAUAGAGUAUGCUAUAAAUGUGGCGGCCGUGGACAUAUUGUGCGCGAUUGUCCAAAUCCUAGGAAGGUAUUGUUCUCUCAAGCUACAGGGUAUGAAUCAUUUGACGAUGAAGAGGAUAAUGACGAGGAUCUGAGAACUGUUUAUGAUGACCUUACUAAUGAGGAGCCUUAUGCUUGUGGUCCCCCGGACUUGAAUGAAGGAACGCCUCUUUCCCUUGUAGCUCGUCGUGCUUUAACAGUGAAAGAUGCUUCUGUAGGGGACCAACGAGAGAAUUUAUUUCACACAAGGUGCCUUGUGGGCACUUCAUCUUUGAGUGUGAUAAUAGAUAGUGGUUCUUGCUGCAACAUCUUAAAUGAGAAAGUAGUGAGGGUCUUGAACUUACCAACUUCGCCACAUCCUCAACCGUAUAGCCUACAAUGGAUUUCGGAAGGUCGCCCUUGGCAAUAUGACAAGAAGACCGUGCAUGAUGGAUUCUUUAACACAUACACCUUCCAGCACAAGGGGCGUAGGGUAACUCUUCUUCCCAUGACACCACAGGAAAUAAUCCAUGACCAUGUGGAAAGAGACCGCAUCAAAGCCUUGGAGCAGACAAAAGAAGCAAUCAAGCCCAUGGCAACUACCGGGCUCCCAGCAUUCGCCUAAUCUCAAAGAAUCAACCAAGGCGGGGCACUCUACAAGUCCAGCCACCUUGCGGGUUGUCCCCACCACCCAUGAAUCCCCUUUAACCAAUGAAGAAACAGGGGGAAAGGCCAAAAAGCAGCAGGUCCCAACGAAGCACACCGGCCAUCGGGACAACGCACAGCAGCUUCCUAGGGUACCUGCAAUCACCGAAAUUGGAUCCCCAAUGCCUGAGGACCCUACAUCUACAAUUCAGGGUCGUUGUGAGCGAAGAUUACUCAUGGCACGUUUGAGAGAUAUCACCCCAAUUGUUCAGAGUUCACGGAUGUUAUGCCUGAUGAGAUUCCCGAAGGUCUUCCUCCACUACGUGGGAUCGAGCAUCAGAUUGAUUUAAUUCCCGAAGCUUCUUUGCCUAAUCGUGCAGUCUAUCGGGCAAGUGCGGAGGAGACUAAGGAACUUCAGCGUCAAGUCACCGAGCUCUUAGAGAAGGGCUAUAUACGAGAGAGUUUAAGUCCUUGUGGCGUACCGGUAAUUUUAGUGCUAAAGAAGGAGGGUACAUGGAGAAUGUGCAUGGACUGCAGGGCCAUUAAUCAAAUAACAGUAAAGUACCAUCAUCCAAUUCCUCGCCUAGACGACAUGCUCGAUGAGUUACAUGGAGCCAUCCUCUUUUCCAAGAUUGAUCUUAGGAGCGGCUACCAUCAAAUCCGCAUGAAAGAAGGUGAUGAAUGGAAGACGGCUUUCAAAACAAAGUAUGGCCUUUAUGAAUGGCUUGUGAUGCCAUUUGGACUCACCACUGUACCAAGUACCUUUAUGAGAUUGAUGAACCAUGUAUUAAACAUUUUUUAGGGAAAUUUGUGGUUGUGUAUUUUGAUGACAUUUUAGUAUAUAGUCGGUCUUUAGAUGAACAUGUUUCUCAUCUUAGACAAGUCCUACAAUGUCUUAAGAAUGAGCAAUUGUACGUCAACUUGUCAAAUGUGUGUUUUGCUCGGACAUUACUAUUUUCUUAGGAUUUGUAGUUUUUAGGGAUGGGCUACGUGUGGAUGAGGAAAAAGUCUAUGCUAUAAAGGAGUGGCCUACCCCUACUACAGCGACCAUGGUGCAGUCUUUCUUAGGGUUGGCCGGAUUUUAUAGACGGUUUGUGAGGGAUUUUAGCUCAAUAGCCGUGCCCCUACAUGAGUUGACAAAGAAGGCCACCACAAUUACUUAGGAACCGAAGCAUGAGGCAGCCUUCAUGACCCUUAAGGAUCGCCUAUGCCAUGCUCCUUUACUAUAGUUACCGAACUUUAACAAAACCUUUGAAGUUGAGUGUGACGCCUCCAACAUCGGGAUAGGUGGAGUUCUUAUUCAAGAACAUCGCCCCAUUGCAUAUUUCAAUGAGAAGUUGUCCAGCGCCACUCUCAACUAUCCUACUUAUGAUAAAGAGCUUUAUGCUCUUCUUCGGGUUUUGAAGACAUGGCAACAUUAUUUGUGGCCUAAGGAGUUCGUCAUCCAUACGGACCAUGAGGCCUUGGCUUAUCUCAAGCACCAAUCCACCAUUGGCCGUCGGCAUGCUCGGUGGGUAGAGUUCAUAGAGACC
This is a messenger RNA of Ricinus communis (castor bean), 5644 nucleotides long. RefSeq lists its product as uncharacterized. The record is from RefSeq and is a predicted model, not a curated record. The coding region runs from base 2926 to 4092 and encodes 388 amino acids. The transcript has 3 exons. Gene Ontology annotation, molecular function: zinc ion binding; nucleic acid binding. Lineage: Eukaryota; Viridiplantae; Streptophyta; Magnoliopsida; Malpighiales; Euphorbiaceae.